AUGAAAUCUUUCAUUGGUAAUUCAUUGGCUUGGCUACAAGCUCAAGCACAAAUCCCAUUGGAUUCAUCGACACUUCAUGCCGCCUCAAAUCGAUGCUCGGUAGAUGUUUUCGCAAAGCCGAACAUCUUCGGUGCUGAAGUCGUCGCUCUUUCUGCUCACGAGGUCAGAAACUAUUCAAUCACGGACCCUUGGACGUUGAAGGUACUGGAAGCAGAUGGCUUGGAUUUUUGCAACAUCACUGUGACCUACACUCAUCCUGGGCAAAACGACACAAUACAUACUACUGUCUGGCUGCCGCUUGAGAACUGGAAUGGCAGAUUUAUGGCUGUCGGCGGCGGAGGCUGGAUCACCGGUCAUCCAAACUUGGGUUCGCAGAUCAGACAGGGCUAUGCUGCCGCCAGCACGGAUGGUGGACAUGGCUUGGAACGUUCAGCGGCAUCUUGGGCUCUGACCAGUCCGGGAAAUGUGAAUUGGAAUCUACUGCAAGACUUUGCGCACCGAGCGCUCGAUGAUAUGACUCUCAUUGGCAAAGCUGUCACCACAUCUUUCUACAAAACUGCACCAAAGUACUCCUACUGGAAUGGAUGCUCGACUGGAGGUCGACAAGGCCUUAUGCUUGCACAACGCUCUCCUCAUCUGUUUGAUGGCAUCCUAGCUGCUGCACCUGCGAUCGACUGGCCAACCUUUGUAGUCUCCGCUUUCUGGGCUCAGCAGCGCAUGAAUCAGAUAGCCUCGUACCCCUCGACUUGCGAACUCAUGGCAUUCAGAGCUGCUGCCAUUGAGGCAUGUGAUGGUCUCGAUGGGCUCACUGACGGCAUUAUCGGAGCACCUGGAUUGUGUCAAUUCGACCCGCAUACUGUUAUAGGCAGAAAGGUCAAAUGUGACAGCAUUGAACAAGAACUCACAUCCGAAGGUGCUACGAUAGCUCAGGCAGCAUGGACUGGACCUGUUGAUGCCGAUGGCAAAGCUCAUUGGUUUGGUGUCAAUCACGAUGCAGUUCUUCGCUCAGCAGACGAUGCUAUUGUGGUUGGAAAGAACGGCAAAAGGGGCAAGACCAUCCCAGAAGAAUGGAUCAGUCUGUUCGUCAUGAAAGAUCCAGCAUACGAUACAAGCAAGAUGUCAAGCGCUGAGUUUUUCGCCGCACUCAAAGCCUCACAGAGAGAGUACGAUUCAAUUAUCGGCACGAAUUGGCCAGAUCUAUCUGAGUUUCGAAAUGCAGGCGGCAAGAUGAUCACCUGGCAUGGCCUUGCGGACGAUCGCAUUCCACCUAACGGAACUUCACACUAUUACGACAAAGUGCUUGCAACAACUUCGAAUGUCUCUGACUUCUAUAGGUACUUUGAAGCUCCUGGUGUUGGUCACUGCGCAGGCGGAGCUGGUCCUGUACCAGAUGCCCACAAGGAUUUGGUUAGGUGGGUCGAGGAAGGAAUAGCUCCUGAUACUUUGAAGGCAACCGGUCAGCAUGGAGAUGGAACAGUCAGAGAGCUGUGCCAAUAUCCGCUUGUGCAGCGGUUCGUUGGAGGCGAUCCAAAGGUCGCUUCUUCCUUCGAGUGCACGACUGGGUUCGCUUGA
This is a messenger RNA of Aureobasidium melanogenum CBS 110374, 1572 nucleotides long. Its product is annotated as putative feruloyl esterase. The transcript has a single exon. The coding region runs from base 1 to 1572 and encodes 523 amino acids. NCBI's taxonomy places the organism in Eukaryota, Fungi, Ascomycota, Dothideomycetes, Dothideales, Saccotheciaceae. The record is from RefSeq and is a predicted model, not a curated record.